This is a messenger RNA of Penicillium verrucosum, 4296 nucleotides long. Its product is annotated as ankyrin repeat domain-containing protein. Gene Ontology annotation, molecular function: protein binding. Lineage: Eukaryota; Fungi; Ascomycota; Eurotiomycetes; Eurotiales; Aspergillaceae. The transcript has 2 exons. The record is from RefSeq and is a predicted model, not a curated record. The coding region runs from base 1 to 4296 and encodes 1431 amino acids.
AUGGAAAGAACACAGAAUUUCGAUGGUAGCUUCAAGAGCAACGCCCACCUGCUGAAUGGCAACAAAUUUUACGGGCCCGUUUCCUUUUCGGCAACUGGCGAGAGGGAUGAAGACCACACAGCAUCCACACAAAACAACUCAAUGUCGGAGUCUCCUACACGUGUUCAUGAUAAGAUCGAUGGGAUGUUUGGUCCUGGACAGGGUGGAAUCCUGAACUGGGACGAAUGUCUCCAAUCACUUGCAUUCAACGAAUCAAACGACAGGGAACGACACAUAGAACCACAAUCAGCAGGUACUUGUGAAUGGCUGAUGAAAUCACCGGAAUACUUGCGCUGGGUCGAUGAACAUGGUUUACUCCUAAUCAGAGGCAAAGCUGGGUGUGGGAAAUCCACACUUCUGAAAUUUGCAUUAGGCCAACAGACAGAAGCUGCUGCCCCUUUGGGCUCUAUCGUGUUGUCUUUUUUCUUCUAUGCCAGCGGCACGGAACUUCAGAGCAGCACAUUGGGCUUCUUCCGAUCUCUUCUGCUUCAAUUGCUUGACCAGGAUGAGUAUUCACGACCGGAAUUUAUGAAAAUCUGCCGCAAAUAUUGCAAGCCAAGGGAAAAGUUGCAGUUAAAAUGGCAACAGGUCGAGCUUGAGGCUCAUUUCCAGAAGCUUGUCGUUGACUGUUCUUCCCGGCGGAAGAUACUGAUAUUUGUCGACGCUCUUGACGAGUGUAACGACAAGGAUCGGGAUCGUCUCAUCAGUUUCCUUCAUGGUCUACGUGGUCAAAUUAAUUCGAGACUGAAUAGACCGGGGAUUUGCGUCACAUGUCGUCCAUAUCAGGAUGGCCAAAUCAAGGCAGAAUUCCAGGUCCGACUUGAAGAGGAGAAUCAGGAUGAUAUUGAAAGUUUCGUGGAAAACAACUUGCGCCUGCCCGAUGAAUCGGUGACGGACACAAAAGAGUUGAAGCGUGCUCUGCUAGGCAAAGCUGAUGGCCUAUUUCUCUGGCUUGUCUUGAUUAUUGAACGAAUACACCAUAUGAGUGGCAAGGGGUUGAGUCUGAGAAGAAUAAAAUCAGAGCUCCUCGAAUGUCCACAAGAGCUAGAUAGGCUGUACGAAGGUCUCCUAGAAGAUAUUCAAGAUGACGAGCUACUGGAAGCUUACACAUUGUUUCAAUGGAUUUGUUUUGCGAUCCGGUCACUGUCUCUUGAUGAACUCAGAAUUGCAAUGACAGUACACUUGAGUGGAUCAAAGGGGUCAUUAAGAGAGUAUGAAGAUGUCGACAAUCCUCAGUUAAUACCAAGCGAAGCCAAGAUGAGGAAGCGGAUGAUUCACUUGAGCCGAGGUCUUGUCGAUGUGGGAAGUGCUAAGCUAGAUGAUGACAAAGCCAUUGUUGGCUUUCACCAUGACACAAUCAGAGCUUUCAUGCUGAGGAAAGGGCUAAGCUAUCUGAACGGACGGCUGCAUGAGCCUCGCAGCCUCACGCAGAUUGCUAGUGUACAGCUAGCAAACACGUGUCUCCAAUACUUGUCAACAGAGGAGAUUUGCCUUGCUUGCCAAGAGAAGGAGAUUUUGCCAAGAGAAAGAUUUCAAUUUCUAGGUUAUGCAGCGACAUGUUGGGUCUCACAUGCUGUUACAGCGGAAAGGGAGAACCUAGGAGAGGAGAUUGCAUGGCCAACAGAAACCAUACUUGAUGUGUGGAUCAAUACAUGCAAGAGUUUGGAGAACAGCUCAAGCGAAACCGCUACCGAAGGGACGUCUUUGAUGCAUAUCGCAGCUGAAUUUGGCCUUGAAAAGUUAGCGAAGAGGAUUCUGUGCACAGACCAAAAGGUUUCAACUAUUUCAAGCCACAGAAAGCUGGGAAUGAGCGAUACUUCCAAGUCGAUGGCAAGAGACUCGGCGAUGAAGACGGCGAGGACAAGCGGCCAGGUAAAAGUCAACACGAUGCCAAUCAGAACUCGAAAACUGCAACUGAACACGAAGGAAGAAACCGGAUCAAGGAGAAAGUCAAACACAAGUGCGAAGGAGGCAAGGGAAAGGGUUGUGGGCUCCGAUACAGUGAAAGUGGACAGAGGGGGAACGCGGGAGAUAGCUAAGAUGGGGUUGAAGACGGUGGGAGGAAGAGGUGAAUUUUUAGUGAAUGCUCAGAACAAGAGAGGUGAUUCCCCACUACAUUUGGCUGCAGAGCAUGGCUUCCUUGAAAUGGUGAUAUUUCUCUGCCAGUGGGGAAGUAGGACGACAAACCCCAACUGUGAUGGGUGCACACCACUUUCCAGAGCAUCGCAGAAUGGCCAUCUCGAAAUUGUCAAGUUUUUGUACGAGCAUGGAGCGGACGUCAAUACAGCCACAAAGGAUGGUUGUACUCCAUUAUAUGCGGCUUCAUAUUCCGGCCAUCUCGAAGUUGUCAAGUUUCUAUACGAGCAUGGAGCAGAUACCGACAUUCAUACAGCGAUAAAGACUGGCUGGACCCCACUACAUACGGCUUCAGGGUUGGGCCAUCUUGAAAUUGUCAAGUUUUUGUACGAGCAUGGAGCGGACGUUCAUACGGCCACAAAUGAUGGUUACACUCCAUUAUGUGGGGCUUCAGAGUUUGGCUAUCUCGAAGUCGUUAAGUUUUUAUACGAGCAUGGAGCGGACGUCAAUACGGCCACAAAUGGUGGUUACACUCCAUUAUAUAUGGCUUCGUAUUUGGGCCAUCUCGAAGUUGUCAAGUUUCUAUACGGGCAUGGAGCAGAUACCGACGUCCAUACGGCCACAAAGGAUGGUUAUACUCCAUUAUAUGCGGCUUCAUAUUCCGGCCAUCUCGAAAUUGUCAAGUUUCUAUACGAGCAUGGAGCAGAUACCAACAUUCAUACGGCGAUAAAGACUGGCUGGACCCUACUACAUACGGCUUCAUAUUUGGGCCAUCUCGAAGUUGUCAAGUUUCUAUACGAGCAUGGAGUAGAUACCGACAUUCAUACAGCGACAAAGGAUGAUGGCUGGACCCCACUACAUGCGGCUUUAGAUUCGGGCCAUCUCGAAAUUGUCGAGUUUUUGUACAAGCAUGGAGCGGACGUCCAUACGGCCACAAAGGAUGGUUAUACUCCAUUAUAUGCGGCUUCAUAUUCCGGCCAUCUCGAAGUUGUCAAGUUUCUAUACGAGCAUGGAGCAGAUACCGACAUUCAUACGGCGACAAAGACUGGCUGGACCCCACUACAUGCGGCUUCACAGUCGGGCCAUCUCGAAAUUGUCGAGUUUUUGUACGAGCAUGGAGCGGACGUUUAUACGGCUACAACGAAUGGUUAUACUCCAUUAUAUAUGGCUUCAGAGUCGGGCCAUCUCGAAGUUUUCAAGUUUCUAUACGAGCAUAGAGUAGAUACCGACAUUCAUACAGCGACAAAGGAUGAUGGCUGGACCCCACUACAUGCGGCUUCAUGUUCGGGCCAUCUCGAAAUUGUCAAGUUUCUAUGCGAGCAUGGAGCGGACGUUCAUACGGCCACAAAGGAUGGCUAUACUCCAUUAUUUAUGGCUUCAUAUUCGGGCCAUCUCGACGUUGUUAAGUUUCUAUACGAGCAUGGGGCAGAUACCGACAUUAAUACGGCGACAAAGGAUAAUAGCUGGACUCCACUAUAUGCGGCUUCAUAUCUAGGCCAUCUUGAAGUUGUCAAGUUUCUAUACGAGCAUGGUGCAGAUAUCGACAUUCAUACGGCGACAAAGGAUGAUGGCUGGACUCCACUACAUGCGGCUUCAUGUUCGGGUCAUCUUGAAAUUGUCAAGUUUCUACGCGAGCAUGGAGCUUGCGUUGAAACUCCGGACAAAUUUGGACGGACUUCGCUUUUCCAUGCCUCCGCGAGAAGCCAUGUGGAAGUCCUACAACAACUUCUGUCCCAUGGGGCUGCGGUCGAUAUAAAAGACCGGUACGGUUCUACCCCGCUUCUUGCAGCUGUAAGAAACGGGCAUGAGGCAGCUGUUAUGUGUUUGCUCGUCCUUCAGGGCCCCUGCAUCCAGGUUGAAGACGGCUUUGGUCACAGUUUGCUCUGGUGGGCCAGAAAAAGCGGGAAUACCAAAGUCGCUGAUGCCGUCAUUCAAUUUACUGAAACAAGGGGCAUUGAAGUUAGCGAGGGUGACUUGGCUGUGGAGGCCAGCUCAAUGGCGACAGGUGAUUCUAGCGAGAGGUGUGAUAUAUGCACUCGAUUUGUUUCUAUUGGGAGUGCCUACCACGAAUGUUCUAUCUGCCUGACUUUCGGCUUCGUUGUCUGCCUGGAGUGCUUUGAGAUGGGCGCGCGGUGUCUAGAUGGUUCUCAUGAGUUGCAUUUGGAAGAACUUAUUGAAUGA